Molecule: messenger RNA, 3880 nt
Organism: Anolis carolinensis (green anole)
Lineage: Eukaryota; Metazoa; Chordata; Lepidosauria; Squamata; Anolidae
Gene: tnfrsf11b
Product: TNF receptor superfamily member 11b
Exons: 5
Coding region: 144-1346 (400 amino acids)
Biological process (GO): signal transduction
Molecular function (GO): protein binding
Source: RefSeq, a predicted model, not a curated record
UGUUCAGCGAGGCUGCAGAAAGAUAUAAAAAGAGGCUUUUAACAUGCUGCUGGCAGUCUUUGCAAGCUUGCAAAGGGAGUGGAGACUUCUCUACAUUUGCCUGCUUAACGUCCCAGAUCCCUGAGGGUUUUAAAGCCACCACAAUGAACAAGUUCCUGUACUGCACACUUGUGCUGCUGGACAUUUCUGUGAAAUGGACCAUCCAGGAAGCCCCUUCUCUAAAAUUCCCCCAUUAUGACCCUAUGACUUCCCGACAACUGAUGUGUGACCAGUGCCCCCCAGGAACCUACGUUAAACAGAAUUGUACGGCUUCCUCGAAGACUAAGUGUUCUCCCUGCCCAGAUCAGUACUAUGCCGAUGACUGGAACAGCAAUGAAGAGUGCCAGUAUUGCAACGUGGUAUGCAAUGAGUUGCAGUAUGAGAAGGUUGAAUGCAGCAGCACCAAGAACCGCAUUUGUGAGUGUGUUGAAGGACGGUACCUUGAACUGGAAUUCUGCCUGAAGCACACUGCAUGCCCCCCUGGCUUUGGUGUUGUUCAACAAGGUACUCCUGAAAGGAACACAGUUUGUGAGAGUUGCCCAGAAGGCUAUUUCUCCAAUGAAACAUCAUCCAAAGCUGCCUGCCGUGAACACACCAACUGUAGCGCAUUGGGCCUCAAGAUGGCAAAGAAGGGCAAUGCCACCUGUGACAACGUGUGUCAGGAAGAAAGGACUGACAAAUCGGAUCAGCAGUGUGAAAUCGAUAUAACCUUAUGCGAGGAAGCAUUCUUCAGAUUUGCUGCUCCUACAAAAGUCCCACCUGGCUGGCUGGAUACACUCAAGGACAGUUUGCCUGGUAUAAAAGUCAGUGCAGAAAUUGUUGAAAGGAUUAAACAAAGGCACAGUUCUCAGGAACAGACCUUCCAGCUGCUGAAACUGUGGAAGCAAAAGAACAAAGAUCACAAGAAUGUUAUUCGAGGUAUGGAUCUUUGUGAAAACAGUGUUUUGAAACAAAUUGGCCAUCUCAAUAUAACCUCCGAGCAGCUCGGCAUCCUGAUGGAGAACUUACCAGGGAAAAAAGUAGGGAAGGAAGAAACAGAGCAUACUCUGAGGAUGUGCAAAUCCAGAGAUCAGUUCCUAAAGCUCCUCAACUUGUGGAGAAUAAAAAACAGAGAUCAAGACACUAUCAAAGGCCUGACAUAUGGGCUGAAGCACUUGAAAGCAUAUCAUUUUCCCAAGACAACCAUCCAAGGCCUCCGGAAGGUGGUCAAGUACCUCCACAGCCUCACAAUGUACAAAUUAUACCAGAAGCUUUUGUUAGAAAUGCUAGGAAACCAGAUUCCUUUGGUAAAAGUGAGGCGUGGGUAGUUCCAGCUAUCUGCUCUUUUAUUUACCAUUUGCUGCUAGCAUUUAUGAUUAAAUCUGAGGAGGGGGGAUGGUUCCUUUAUUAUGCUUAUUUAUAUUUAUAUAUCUGACUGGGGUAGCUCAGAGCUAUCUUGGACCUGUUGCUAUUAUUGUCAGUUUUUGUAUUGUUAUGAUAACACUAAAAUCUUGGUUUGGAAUGUUUGUUCAUCAAAGAUUCCCAAUGAAUUUAACAUGAUGUGCAAUGUAAUACCAGACCAGUUUAUUUAUAUUCACUGAAAUCUAGAACAUUGUAUAUAUUUAUUAAUUUAUAUGGCAACUGUAUGAGAUCAAGGGUAGAAACAGAUUGUUAUGCCUUUCCUUGAGAAUUCAUCUUUCUCAGAAGACAUGGGAGACAUACUGGAAAAACACAGAUAGCCAGCCAAGUCUUCCUUCAGUUCAGCAAAGUUUGUAAUAGGAAAAGGAAUCAGUGGAAAGGCACACAUAACCUCCUGAGAAAGAUGAAGUUUUCAGCGUCUUUUCCAGUCCUUUUCCUGCGAAUGGAGUGAUAGGAUGAGUUCCAGGCAAGAAGAAUACAGCUGUGAAACAUGAGCUUUAAAUACUACCUGGAAUAUAGACAUGGGCUGAGCAGGCUGCCUUUAUAAACAAAGCGAUUUCUCAAGGCAAACUACUGGGUUCGAUCUGUCCUGCUCUCAACACUGAACAAUAGUUCAAAGUCAAAAUUAUCAGCCUUUCAAUCAAGGAAGAUUUGGUUGCAAACAGUUCAGGGUCAAGAAAGCUAGAAAUGAGAACAGAGUGGAGUCAUGGUGAUCAAGAUCAGUAAGACAGUCCAAAAGGCAUAAAUCAGUACUUUAACAGCCAUGUUGAGAUGUGAACUAAAGGAAUACUCAUCUGUUUAUCAGGCAUCUGUGCUUCCUGCAGUAUGUCUCCUUUGUCUUCCAAGCAAGAUUAACUUUCAAGGGGUUGUAUGACUUGGGUGACCACUUAAUGAAUGGUUGCUUGUAGAAUGUCCCAUAUGGUGAACGCAUGAGGGAGAAACAAAGGAGUGGUCAAAUAUAAAGUGGGCAAGGGAUAGCUGUUCUCAUCCCAUUUUGUUACCACGAUUCAUGUUAUUCUUCUGAAGCCCCUAUAUCACUGCUUGCUAUGAGAUACAAGCCAGGAUCCAAAUCAAUGUGAAUGGCUCCCUGAUUCACGCACAAGAGCUCUAAAACUCCCCUUUUAAACAGAAGUCCCAACCUCUUCCCUUGAAAGGAAAAGGCCCUCCAUAUGCCUACAUAAAAGUUCCAUGCUUAGCAGAAUAUUGUCUGUGCACUUCAUUUGUGGUUGCACUUUUUCGAGUGUUGCAGAGAUUCAGUGGUGUUAUAGAUAGAUUGACAAAGGCUCGAAUCCUGUUGGUGACAUGCCAGCAGUAAGCAACCUAAUUCUUUAGUUCCUUGGCCCUGCACAGAUGAUGCAGCCACAAUCUUUUCUUCCUUCUGCAGCCUUCUAUGUUACUAUUUCUUCAUCAGCAUCAACAGGAUUCCAAUCCACGUGACGUCCUGUUUAGAAAGUAGUCCUCUAUUUGAGAGCAUACUUACUUGAAGGCCAUCUAGUACAAUCAGCAUAUGUGUAGAGUUGCACCCAGGAACCAUCCAUCUGCUCUUUCAACCAGAAAAUAAAAAAUAAACCCAAGGUCCCCAUCCAGCAUAAGUACUUUGGUGAAGGUUUACAUUGCCAUUGGUCCAGCAAUAUCUCAACUUUAGUCAACCUUGAAAGAUGGUUAGAUAAAUUCAUGGAAUCUAUGGCUAUGACUAGCUAUUUGUCCAGGUGGAUGUAUAUCUCCGCUAGCACCAAAGGCAGCAUGGCUCUGUAUAUGGAAGGUGCAUUGCACUUAUGUCCCACAGGCAGGUUUCCCAUAGGCAAAUGAUUGGUGAGUCAAUGAAAGAAAAAGCGCUGGUCUACAAAGACUAUGGGUCUCAUAGUCUGUGUAGUCCAGCUAUCUCUAACUAAGUCUGAACUGGGCAUUUGUUCUCAUUUUAUUGAAAUGUUUGCCCAUGCAAAGAUACUGUCAGUAGACUGACCUGUAGUAAUAUUGUAAUUAGUUUCCCUUCCUUCCUUCCUUCCUUCCUUCCUUUCUUCUGUCUGUCCGUCGAGCACUGCCCAACUUUUCAUGUCAACAGAGCAGCUAAUUGGGAAGCUUUUCAUCUGUUUCUACCCUCAUUUUUUUUAAAAAAAGAAAGGAAUUGAAUGUACAUUGUUUGUUUUGAAGCUAAAGGGAUGAGGAGAUGUAUUUAUAAGACGCACAUAUGUGAUGCAUCAUAACAGAUCCUUCAUUCUUCUUCUGUGGAUUUUUAAAGAUUGUUUCAUAGAUUUGUCUGUAUAGGUUGUAAUAUCUUAUGGAUGUAAUUUCCUCUUUCAGUCAGUUUUUUAAAUUACAUCAUGAAAGUAUAUGAAGAACAAGCUGUACGUGAAGCAUUGUUUUUAGGACAUGAAUGUACCGUAUUUAAAAGAUGGGUUGGAUUUUGAUAUGUUUUAUAAAACUUGCAUUUUUUUUCAUUUAA